AUGUCGAACGCGAACCAAAUGCCAGAUCUCUCGCAGCUGCGCUUGCACGAUGCGUCGCCCGCCGGCCGGUUCGAGCAACACGCGAACACGUUUGAUGGGGGCCGUGGAGCAAGCGGAGGAUUCCACUAUGGGAGCACGUCGCCAACCCAGAACUUGGCGCCUGGGCUAGCACAGAACGCGACGAUCGCCACUUCGCCGCUCAAACAAGGCAAACCCAGUCGAGCCGGGCUCCCAUCGGCGUGGUUGGAGCAGAGCGUUGCACACGAUGACCGCUCGUUUUCGCCGCCGCAGACGAGUGAUUUGAGCUCGGGAGGAACAUCGCCGCCACAUAAUACGCUGCAGCCACCCCAGUCAAUGCCCAUGUCUGCGUCGAUGGGGGGUAUCGCCAGCCCGAUUGAUGACGAGAUCAUCCCCACGGCCAUUGUUAUCAAGAAUAUCCCUUUUACCGUCAAGCGCGAGACUCUCUUGGACAUCAUUGCCUCGCUCUCGAUCCCGACACCGUACGCGUUCAACUAUCACCUGGACACCCAGGGUCAGUUCCGAGGGCUUGCGUUUGCCAAUUUCCGUUUGCCCCAAGAUGCAGACGCCGUAGUUGCCGCGCUCAAUGGAUUUGAUGUCCAGGGACGCAAAUUACGCGUCGAAUACAAAAAGGUGCUCCAGGCUGGUGAAAAGGAGCGCAUUGAACGCGAAAAGGCUAUUCGCCGUAUGCGAUCUAUGCAGAUGGAGAAGGAGCGCACCCAGCUCUUGAACCCUCCCUCUGCUUCUGCUAACGAAUGGGACGACUAUGGCACCCAGCAAGGUCCUGGCUCGAACGCAUACUUGUCCCCUAGUCGCUCUUAUUCGAGCGGACAAGCUCAACUUGCCCACCAGCUUCCGCCUAUGCACUCGCCGCCUCCACCUCCGCCUCAGCAUGUGCCGACCCCGACUCCGUCUCAGCAAUCGACCAAGUCGGCGUCGAACGAGCUGGAUAUGAACGAUCCUUCGACUUUGGAGAUUUACUCGCGUAUUUUGGUCUUCAAGGAAGAUCAUAUGCGCGACGAACUCGCGUUCUCAAGGACUUUGACCCCCAAGCAACGUCGCGUAGUCCACUUGGUCGCCCAGAAACUCGGGGUGUAUCACUACAGUGUUGGCGAGGGUGAGAACCGAUAUGCGGUUGUAACGAGGAUCGAGCGUGAGGUUCGCUCUCCUAUCCAACGCCACGCUUCGCAAACUCUGUCGCGUGCCGCAACUUCGUACCUGGCUCCUUCGCCCGCUGCCCCGUCCCUGCGCGUGAAAAAAUCGAUGCCAGACAUGAAGUCACUGCACACUCCACCCACAAGCCGGUUGCAACCACGCGCGUCGAAUGGGAACAUCCGGGAAGGGUUCGCCACUAUCUCCGCGGCCUCUCCUCGACGCCCCUCGGUUCAAACGGCGUUUGGAGGUGUGUUUGGAUCUGCACUCCCCUCUGCUGGGGACCGGUCGUAUGGCGGUGUCGGGGUGGGUAUUCCCCCUGUUCCGUCGUUGGACAGCCCGGGUGGCGCACCAUCGGGAGUUGUGCGUCAGCCUCGUGGACCUGGAGUGGGCGGAUUCACGCGUCGUGCAACGGGAGAAAGGCUGGAGGCUAGGACCCAUGAACCGUUGGAGAUGGCAAUGAACGAUGGAGAUGGGAUACCGGGAGAUGGGCCUGUGGGUAUUCGUCCGUCGAUGGGACGGCAGCUGAGCGGAGGAGUCGGACUGCUUUCCCAGCCAAAGAGCAAGCCUGGGCCAUCGCCGCUGUCCGCCGCCUCGCUCGCUCCAGACACCACCAGCCGCACUGCCACCAGCACGAGCACGACCCCCAACGCGACGAGCACGGCCCAGAUGGCGACGACGCCCACUGCCACGACAACUCCACCCCUCUAUCUCCUCGGCCACUCCAUCUUUCCCAAGGCCGUCGGCAGCGACGUCAUCUCUCUCGGCUCCGAUACCUUCGAAUUCUCAACCCAACCAUUCGCUCUUGAGCUGCUCGAUGUCCCGUCCCCUGCACCGCAUAUUGCCCGCUCUUCCCCGCCCCCGCCAUCCGAGCCUCAGCCGGUCGCAAGCCUCGAGGUGCGGCACGAGAGAGAGCCCAUCGUCUCACCACGCACCCCGCCCAAUCUGCGCCUCGAGAUCCCGCCCCAGGACGCACCCGGUCUAGCUCGUGACACCACCCGAGCUCCCUUUGCCCCCGACCCGGAGAACGAGGGCAUAUGUACCGAGGUUGGCUCCCUAGGCCAAGAGAUCCAGCUCGAAGCGGCGAUCAUUUGA
Molecule: messenger RNA, 2265 nt
Organism: Rhizoctonia solani
Lineage: Eukaryota; Fungi; Basidiomycota; Agaricomycetes; Cantharellales; Ceratobasidiaceae
Product: RNA-binding protein PIN4
Exons: 8
Coding region: 1-2265 (754 amino acids)
Cellular component (GO): cytoplasm; nucleus
Molecular function (GO): mRNA binding
Source: RefSeq, a predicted model, not a curated record